This is a messenger RNA of Paramecium pentaurelia, 1977 nucleotides long. NCBI's taxonomy places the organism in Eukaryota, Ciliophora, Oligohymenophorea, Peniculida, Parameciidae. The record is from the annotation of a GenBank genome assembly.
AUGAUAGACGAUUAAAUAAAAGACAAGUUUACUUCAACUAAACCAAACAUUCCUGAUGAAGCAGAGUUUGUUAUAGCAACACCAUAAAUAAUAGUUCCAGAGAAAUUAGUAUAACCAACUGGAUAAGUGGGUCCAGCAAGACCAUCAAGUGAAGAAAGUUAUUCAUCUGAUGAAGAAGUUUUUGAGCCUGAUUAUGAGCCAAUUCAAAAAUAAGUUAAAGUGAAUGAAAAUGAUGGAAUAAGGAUAAAUAGAGAUUCUGCUGAAAGAAAAAAGUAAAAUUUCUAAGAUGAAGAUGAUGAUUAUAUUGAUCCUGCUGCAUUAGCUAGAGAUCCUGCAUUAAGAGAGGCAGUUGAAGCAUAAGCAGCAAAAAGAGCUCUUUUAAAAUUCAAACCUUAAAAUGAAGAAUUGCCUUCUAUGGAACUUUAAAAGGAGAGAUUAGCUACUUUUCCUAUAACACACUAAUUAUUAAUAAAAGGACAUACUAAAUAAGCAACAGCAAUUGGCAUAGAUAAUGCUGGUUCAAGAUUAGUUACAGGAGCAUAUGAUUGUGUAGUUAGAUUUUGGGACUUUUAUGGUAUGGAUAAGAAUACACAUAGCUUUAGAUUGGUUACACCAUAUGAAGGGAAUUAAGUUAAUUAGAUAAGUUGGGCAAAGGAUGGAAAAAAUGUAUUGAUAAUUUGUGCUGAUGCAUAAGCAUGUGUAUUAGAUAGAGAAGGAAAGAGAACUAUGGAUACUCAUAGAGGAGAUAUGUAUAUUCGAGACAUUUUAAAAACUAUUGGACAUACAGCAGCCAUAAAUUCUGGUUGUUUUCAUCCAGAUUUUAGUGAUGUCUUUGUUACUUGUAGUGAUGAUGGAACAGUAAGGAUUUGGGAUAUGACUAAAAAACUUUAUGGAGUUGCAUAAUGUUUAACUCAUAAAGAUGCUGUUAAAUGUGUUGAUAAAACAGGUCAUAAAGUAUUAGUACAAUGUGUAACAAUAAGAGGAAGACUUUUGUUAUGUGCUUGUAGUGAUAAUACUAUAAAAGCUUAUGAAGUCAAUUAAAAUUGUAGAGAAAUUAAAAAAAGACCAUUAUUUAUAAUACAAGAUGCUCAUAAAGGAUUUGUUACUAAAAUUAAAAUUUUAGCUGAUUAAAAACGAUUUAUUACAUAGAGUGUUGAUAAUACUAUAAAACUUUGGGAAACUACAAAUACUAAUCAUCAUAUUUAUCUAUAAUAUUGUAAUAUUAAUAGAUUUCCACCAACAAGAUUUGAUUUAAAUUUUAAUGAAAGUAUACUUGUAACAGCUCAUCACACUUUUAAAGAUGGAUAUCAUAUAGUAGGACCAACUGAAUUAUUAUUCUUAAAUGUUAAUGAUUUAAGUAUUAAUUGUAGAGUUUAGUUAUUUGAUUAAGCUAUUACAGAAGUUUUAUGGCAUCCAACAUUAAAUUAAAUAUUUUUAGGAAGUGAUGAUGGUCAUGUUAGAGCAUUGUUUAAUCCUAAAUUAAGUUAAAAAGGAGCUUUAUUAGCAACAAAUAGAGCAGUAAAAUUUGUUCAUGCUGAAAAUAUGGAACUUGAAAGACAUGUUUUAAUUCCUGAAAAUUUAUAUAUUUUUAAAGUAAGUGAAACAGUUCAUGGAGGAAUGAAAAUUGUUGAAGAAAAGAAAAGUGUUAAAGAUUAACCAAGAAAGCCUGAACCUCCAUAAAAAGGUCCAGGAAAAGGAGGAAAAAGAUCAGGACCAGCUACAUUAACAUAAAAUUUGAUGAGCACAUUAAAUGAUAGACCAGAAAAAGAAGAUGUUGUUGAAGAAUUAACAAAAUUGGAUGCUAUUACCAAAGCAAAUCCACAAUAUGUUGCAUAGGCAUAUAAAUAUACAUAACCUGAUUAAAUAUUCGACUACUCUACAAAUUAAUAAUAAGAACACACCUUCUUAUCCUCAAUCAAAAAAAUAUGUCCUCAUUGUGGUAUGAAGAUUUGUGCUUGUAAAAGAAAAGUAGUUUGA